Peniophora sp. CBMAI 1063 is the source of this 966-nucleotide messenger RNA. The record is from the annotation of a GenBank genome assembly. Lineage: Eukaryota; Fungi; Basidiomycota; Agaricomycetes; Russulales; Peniophoraceae.
AUGUCGUCCGAGGGCAAGCAUCCGAACGUGAACUACAUUCUUGACUCCGGUCCUGCCGAGAUCAAACGACUCUCUGAGCAGCACUUUUUCAUCAAAGCCCUCUUCGACAACCCCGACCUCUUACCCGCCGCGGUCGACCGUUCGAAGAUACGCCGUGUACUUGACGCUGCCGCCGGGACAACAGCAUGGGCACUCGACCUCUCAGACCAAUCCUUCGCCUCUAAAUACGAAAUAUAUGCGUCUGACAUCACGCUAUCGAAGUUUCCGCCGGGUGAAGUCUUGCAGAGGGCACGUAUCAGGACGUUCCAGCAGGACCUGACGGAGCCGUUCGCAGAGGACAUGAAGAACACUUUUGAUCUGGUGCAUAUGUCUGCGCUUGUGUUCGCUCUGACGGAGGAGGGGUGGAAGAGGAUGUUGAGGAACGUGUAUGAUGUGCUGGCGCCAGGGGGGUAUCUUGUUAUGGCGGACUCGGACCUGCUACUCUAUACGGCAGACGAGCCUCCCCCGCAAGAUGGGAUACCGCACGACGUCGAGGCGCGCAGGAGUGGACCGAGUACCAUUCACAGUAUCAACAACAUCAUGGCCGGCCUUGCGCUCGAACGAGGCUUCGUGAUAGGUCUCUCGUAUCGCCUCACAGAGAUGCUCUCCGAAGCCGGCUUCACCGUCCUCUCUCGCCAACGCGCCCUAGUCCCCAACGGUGCACUGCUCGAGUUGCAGCCUAGCGUGCGCGGCAACUCCCUCGCGCAUUUCCGGAAACCCGCGGCAGAGAACGGCUUCACGACAUUGGACACCGUUACGAGCGUACUCCUAAACAAGGGCGAACUGGAAGCGCCGAGAGGCGUGGCUAUCCGGGAUGAAGAUGGACGGUCGAAGUUCAUGGAUGAUGCGAAACGGGCUAUGAACGAAGGGAUGCUUGUUGUAGCUUCGGAAUGGGUUGCUCAGAAACGCGAUCUCAACGGAAGCUAG